AUGAAGUUUGCCCAAGAGUUUAGGAAGUCUCUCCAACGAGGAGGCUUCCCUCAGAAAUGGGUCGACUCUGCCGUCCCUUACCGCCAACUUAAAAAGUGCCUUAAGAAAGUCACCCAGGAGCUUUGUGAGCUCGGGCUAGAUAAGGACACUGUAGCACGAUUAGCCGCCGGCGCAAAGCAUCCUUCCACCGUUGGCUUCCACUAUAUAUUCGAUGGGAAGGAUGGAGCUUCCAAGCAUUUUCGCCCGAAGCUGACUUUUUUCAUCCACAUCCAGGAUGAGGUAGCCGUCGACGCGCAACUAACGCCGCCAACGAGAUCCUUUUUAGAAACGAUCGCUUCAAGGGCACCGAAGGCACUAACGGAUUGGCCCGAUCAAGUAGAAUCGCCCGCUAUGACCGAAUCCAUCGAUGAUUCCAACCCCGGCGAAGCCCCUGUCUUGCGAUCAAACCCAUCCCCGGUUCGACGGGUUGAGGUACCUUUGGUCUUCGAUGGCGAAUUCUUCGACAUUUUGCAGACCGACGUCUCGAACCUAGACGCCCUGCAGGAAGAAGAGCAGGAUAAAUUGGUAAACCAGAUCACGACCUUGGGGCAUGAGAUUAGCAAAGCCACGAAACCGACGAGAGGGCGGAAAGCAAGGGACGACCUGGAGAUUUGGCGGGGCAUCUUUGUGUCGUAUGUUGACGCCUGUGUCUUCUUCUCCACUCGGGAGAUCGACCACGGCGCAAGGACGAGUGCCCAAGCCGUGAUGCAACUUCAGUGGUUCCAAGACCAGGUCCUUUCAAGAAAGCUCAUCCAGCGGCUCCGGCUCGACAAAAGCCGGCAGGCCUACAUCAGGUUUCUCAAUAUGAACGCCUUACUGCUGCAGAUGCUCAAGUUUCAGGAAAUGAACAGCCUAGCUGUGACGAAAAUACUUAAGAAAUUCGAUAAGAGGACUUCCCUCGGCGUUUCUCGGGUAUUUCCGACAACCGUUCAGUCGACCCACCUCUUUGCGGGGAGUGCAGCUAGAGACAUAUGCGCGCAAAUGUCUAGCGAGCUCAUCGCCGUCGUCCCGCAGCUUGAUGAUUAUCUCUGCCCUAUCUGCUUCGCCGUCGCCUACUGGCCGAUUCGACUGGAUUGCCAGCAUGUAUUCUGCAGUAGGUGCCUAGUGAAGAUGUCGCGGAAGGUUGAGAAAUAUUGUCCUCUAUGCCGAGCCGAGGUGCUCAUGCAAGCCGGGCUGGAUAAUUUGGAUAGUAAACGUGCUGCCUUCCUCCGCGAAUAUUUCCCAAAAGAAGUCAAGGAGAAAAUUCGGGCCAAUGAACGGGAACGAAAUAGGGAGAUAUUUGGACCCAACUACUCAGAUUCGCCUUGUUCCGUGAUGUGA
This is a messenger RNA of Durotheca rogersii, 1359 nucleotides long. Its product is annotated as SPX domain-containing protein. Gene Ontology annotation, molecular function: metal ion binding. The transcript is spliced from 3 exons. The record is from RefSeq and is a predicted model, not a curated record. The coding region runs from base 1 to 1359 and encodes 452 amino acids. Lineage: Eukaryota; Fungi; Ascomycota; Sordariomycetes; Xylariales; Xylariaceae.